AUGGCAGAGGCAGGGGCCGAGCUGAGUGAGACCCUCACUGAGACAGCGGUUACCGUGACAUCAGAGCCCGAGAAUCAGAGCCUAACCAUUAAACUUCAGGAACGGAAGCCAGAGAAAAAAAUAGAAUGGACGACUGACACUGUGGACAAUGAACAUAUGGGGCGUCGCUCAUCAAAAUGCUGCUGUAUUUGUGAGAAACCUCGGGCAUUUAGUGAAAGCUCCACUGAGAGUGAGGAGGAUGAAGAACGCUGUGGUCAUACACACUGUGUACGGGGUAAUCGCAAAGGAUGGCAUCAUUCAACCCCAGGACGCACCCCAACUACUCCCCCUCCCCCAGCCUCCUGACCCAUCUCAGCCCCCUCCAGGACCUAUGAAGCAUUAAAUCCCUCUCACCAUUCUUGUGUCUGCCUGGUCCCAAAUGUAUCCAUCUGGCUACAUGGGGAUUCAACCCAUGGUCUGAUCCCUUCUCCCGCCCCCUUCUUCCCUCUCCUGCCUGAU
Molecule: messenger RNA, 498 nt
Organism: Mesocricetus auratus (golden hamster)
Lineage: Eukaryota; Metazoa; Chordata; Mammalia; Rodentia; Cricetidae
Product: E3 ubiquitin-protein ligase PPP1R11-like
Exons: 1
Coding region: 1-345 (114 amino acids)
Cellular component (GO): nucleus
Molecular function (GO): protein phosphatase 1 binding; protein serine/threonine phosphatase inhibitor activity
Source: RefSeq, a predicted model, not a curated record